CAGCAGGUGGCAAGAGAGGGUCCCCGCGCGCGGUGACCGGGUGGCCAGGGCGGGGCUCCGCCGUCGGCGCGCGCAGCCUGCCACCCUCUUUUCUCUGAGCACCGGAAGAAGGCGGUCCUCUUUCCGUGCCCAGCGCAGCCAUGGCUCGUGGUCCCAAGAAGCAUCUGAAGCGAGUAGCAGCUCCCAAGCACUGGAUGCUGGAUAAACUGACGGGUGUGUUUGCUCCUCGUCCUUCUACCGGCCCCCAUAAGCUGAGAGAGUGUCUUCCUCUCAUCAUUUUCUUAAGGAACAGACUGAAGUAUGCCCUGACGGGAGAUGAAGUAAAGAAGAUCUGCAUGCAGCGCUUUAUCAAGAUCGAUGGCAAGGUCCGCACUGACGUGACCUACCCUGCUGGCUUUAUGGAUGUCAUCAGCAUUGACAAGACCGGAGAGAAUUUCCGUCUCGUCUAUGACACCAAAGGUCGCUUCGCUGUUCAUCGGAUUACAACCGAGGAGGCCAAGUACAAGUUGUGCAAAGUGAGAAAAAUCUUUGUGGGCACAAAAGGAAUCCCUCAUCUGGUGACUCACGAUGCUCGCACCAUCCGCUACCCCGACCCCCUCAUCAAAGUGAACGACACCAUUCAGAUUGAUUUGGAGACUGGCAAAAUUACCGAUUUCAUCAAGUUUGACACCGGUAACCUGUGCAUGGUGACCGGAGGCGCUAACUUGGGAAGAAUUGGCGUGAUCACCAACAGAGAGAGACACCCUGGUUCUUUCGACGUGGUUCAUGUGAAAGACGCCAAUGGCAACAGCUUCGCCACCCGGCUCUCCAACAUUUUCGUUAUUGGCAAAGGCAACAAACCGUGGAUUUCUCUUCCCCGCGGCAAGGGGAUCCGACUCACCAUCGCUGAAGAGAGAGACAAGAGACUGGCGGCCAAACAGAGCAGCGGGUGAAGUGACCUGUAGGUGACAUGAUUUGGAAACGUCUUCGUGCCUAAUUAAAUCUGAAUUUAGUGAUUGAUGACA
Molecule: messenger RNA, 1004 nt
Organism: Pteropus alecto (black flying fox)
Lineage: Eukaryota; Metazoa; Chordata; Mammalia; Chiroptera; Pteropodidae
Gene: RPS4X
Product: ribosomal protein S4 X-linked
Exons: 7
Coding region: 141-932 (263 amino acids)
Biological process (GO): translation
Cellular component (GO): ribosome; cytosolic small ribosomal subunit
Molecular function (GO): RNA binding; structural constituent of ribosome
Source: RefSeq, a predicted model, not a curated record